AUGUCUUAUACAUUUGUUGUUGAUUCCAAUGUUAAGGAAACAUCAGAUCCAAAUGUACAGAGGCCAUUCUUAUACUCAUCAUUGAUUGGUAAUACUUCGGACACCUUUAAUCCACAGGACCAAGGUCAAAAGGUGGAACCAAGAGUGAUCAGUUCAUCAAUCGAUACAACUUCAUCCACUAUUAGACCUGCAGUCAACUCAUUCAUAUGCUCUGCCAUCGAUGCCUACAAUGAACACAUGCACUUGGUAAUCCGACCGGAUGAUGUCUGGCUUGCACUGAUGAAUCAGUUCUCAUUCUACCUCAAUGCCAACUCAGAGACAUUGAGAUCAAAGUUUGUGUCAUUCGAUGGCAAGAAGACAUUGGAACUCAAGUGGCAAGGCUCAAUGUCGAAUGCUCACUACGAUCAGAUCGCUGGGGCAAUGACCGAUCAAAUCGCUAACAACAUCAAAGACCCGUCGGUGCGCGAAUGGGUCUUGCCAGGCUUCACGGCGACCACCAACUCGGACCGAGUUGUUGGUGCCUUUGUCCUGAUGGCAGCGAUGAAGAACUACUUUGACUAUCGCAUAAACUUCCUUUGUGGCCUGCCCAAGGUCACGAUCAUGGGCUCGCCAGAGGACUGGAGAAUGUUGCGCCAGAAAGCCGAGCGACUGGUCGAGUUUGACGUGCCCGCCAAGUUGAUGCAUCAGUGGUGUCAGCUGCUGCUGCCCGUCCUCGACCAGUUUGUGAUGGCGGCCGAACAGAAGCCAAACACAGAUUGGUGGAGCAGGAUCGCGCAUAGUACACGUGGAUCUGGCGCCAGGAAGAUCACCGGAUGGAUCACAGUGUUUAUGCCAUUCACCGAGAAGGGUGAGUGGAGAGGUGACCAACGUGAGCACAACUCCUUAAUCAACAUGGUCUAUACAUCUUGGUUGAGUCUGGACCUCAACGAUAUCCCACGUGGCCACAUCUUCUGUCCAUUACAAAUCAAUGACAAUGGUACUGAAUACUUGACCGAUAUUUAUGCCGGUCACAUCAUCUCCAAGAUUGUCAACAAGAACACUCUUGUACCACAACUUGACUGGUGUAUAUUGUUGAAUCAAUAA
Molecule: messenger RNA, 1083 nt
Organism: Acytostelium subglobosum LB1
Lineage: Eukaryota; Evosea; Eumycetozoa; Acytosteliales; Acytosteliaceae
Exons: 1
Coding region: 1-1083 (360 amino acids)
Source: RefSeq, a predicted model, not a curated record